Amphibalanus amphitrite is the source of this 2896-nucleotide messenger RNA. Its product is annotated as protein downstream neighbor of son homolog. Lineage: Eukaryota; Metazoa; Arthropoda; Thecostraca; Balanomorpha; Balanidae. The transcript is spliced from 9 exons. Bases 528 to 2285 code for a protein of 585 amino acids. The record is from RefSeq and is a predicted model, not a curated record. Gene Ontology annotation, cellular component: nucleus. Gene Ontology annotation, biological process: nuclear DNA replication.
GUGACAUUUAUUUGUCUGCCCUGCGCGCGGGUUUUCUUUUUGGCGGGGAGAGAGUUGUGUCAUUUUAUUUUAAUUUGUAAAUUGUAAUUUCACUGUUUUACAGAAGUUGAGGUUCUCUUUUGAUUAAAGUAUUUAAAAAUCAAAAACACUGUAACAAUCAGUUCAAAAUUGCCUGGUCAACAGGUCGCCAAACCAAACCAAGAGGCCGUGAAGUUGCGUUGUUCAUCUCAAUCUUGAUCUUGAUCUUGAUCUCAAUCUGAUCAUUUGCACAAAGAUCUGCACAGUCCGCAUUCGGCAUUCUGCAUCAUCCUAGCUGUUACAGAGGCUGGUCAGAUAAGGUACCAACUGAUAAAUGUAUAUGCAUGUGUGUACUGUGUAGUGUGUGUGGCCAACCAGAUCCUUGAACCAGAUAAGGCAUCUAUCAUCUCACACCCGCACUGCAGCACUGAGGCAGAGUACCUAUAGCUGUCAUGAAGGCAAAGCGCCACGUUGUUUGACCCAAGUUGCUGCUCCUACAGGUAGUGAUAAUGAGCUCUCCAUCCAAGGGUGAAUGGCUGAAGCCUGGAGAUGUCCUGCAGAAGUUGAAAGCAAAGAAGAGAGCUCUGAAAGCCAGAAUUAACCAGGGAAUCAGAAAGCAGGCUCUUGAAUCAAGCCAACUCUCAUGUUUUAAAGGCACUAGUCAGAAACGGACAAAUCCUUUCAGGUGCGGCGGCGAUGACGGCAACGCCAAACGGCCGCGGCUGGCUCCGGCCGCCGCCGCGCCAGAGCCGUCCAUGGAUCAGACGCUGUUCGAGAUCCUGCGCUCGGGCGUGGGCGACGUGCGCACGGAGGUCGGCGCACGGGCGGCCCCGGCGCCGGCCGCCGGUCCCGCGACCGGACCCGCCAGGUCGGCCUCGUUCGUUGGUCUGUUGUCCGCCACUGCCACUCAGAAGCAGCAGGAGCCGCAGGUCGAUGUAUCCCCCAAAGGCGUACCAGACCUGCCCACUGACUGGGGACUGAAGACGAAAAUUCGCUUCCUCUCAAAAACGCCCUUUCCGUGGACUAGUCGAUUGAAGACACUGGAGGAGGCGUCGGCGGUGACCAGCUGUGUGCGCUGCCUGUCCACGGAGCAGAGCGGCCUGGACACCUCGCCGAACGCCCGGCUGCACCGUCACGCGCUCUACUGGCAGCACCCGUGGCUGCCGUGGCUGCAGCUGUUUCCGCGGCUCAACCGGCGCCCGACCGGGCCGCGCAGUCUGUUCGUCGACCCGGCCAUGCAGGACCUCCUGCGGACAGAGUGGGGCGAGAGUCUGCGCUCGCUGUUCCAGCUGUUGCGCAGCCGGCAGUGUCCGUUCUUCUACGUGUGCGCCAGCUCGUUCUGCUGUCUGUUCCGGUCGGCCGGCGUGGGCGGCAUCACUGACACACACGCCAUCAUCACACCGACCAGCCGAGGGCUCAGAGACCUGCUCAAAAGGGACGACGUGCAAUUUACCCUGCCGCUGCGCCCGGGCGCGCCCCGGCCUCCCACCUCCGCCCCCGAGUCCGCCACCUCCGCCCCGGGGUUUGCCGGCGGCUCCGCUGCGGACGCCGUCUCCGGCUCGCCGCCGCCCGCGGCCAGUCCCGGCGAGGGUCAGACGGAGCCGUCCUCCCCCGCUGCCGGGGAGGACGUGCUGGAGGCCUCUGAGGACGAGGAUGAGGACGCCGAACACUGGCUGGAGAGGAUGGGCAUUCAGGCAGACGCCAUGCCCGGCAUGCACUCGACGCGACGGAAACUUCAGCAGGAGUCCAACUCGGACGGCCGGCCCGAGUCGACGGCGCUCGUCACCGGUGGCGACGUGUACGCGCUGCUCAACUUCCUGCUCAACUCUCGCGCCUGUGUGGCGGCCAGCGGGCCUCUGGCCGGCGUGCCGCCCACCCUACUGGCCCCUGUCGGCUUCCAGGGCGCCUCGCUGCAGCCGCUGAAGGUGCGGCACGGCACCGUGCAGCAGGCGCGGCAGACGCUCCACUCGUUCGAGCUGGCCGGACCGGUGAUGCCGCACGCCGUGGCCGGCCUGGUGCGGCUGGUGCGCUCCUCGCACGACCAGUUCACCGUCUCUCUGGCCGGUGUGCGCGGCGGCGAGGCGCUGUCGCGUCUGCCGGCGCCGGGCCCGCUGGCGGCGCCGUCUGUGUUCGGCCAGCAGGGUCUGUCCGACUGCGGCCUGGAGCCGGACCUGGUGGAGACGCUGUGCCAGCCGCCGCCGGCUGAGGGCGCCGCGCCGGCCGUGCUGCGGGAGGUCACCUGUCAGGAGGGCCUCUAUACGUGGUGACGGAGGCCAGCGCCGCCCUGGCGAGAGAUGCUGCCACCCGACGGCGGGCACGGAAGGUACUGAUCGUACACAGAGGGCGCUGCAAAAGCCGAGCAGCUCAGGACGUCUGUGGAGUGUGGACUGUCAGCUGUGUAGCCGUGACUGAUUGUAAAGCUGGUCAGCUGCAGGGCAGCCUGCGACCGUCGGGUGCGAUCGCGAGUGUGCAGCUGAAGCCAUCCGGUACAAAGCUCAAUGGAGAUCGUACCCAGUGAUAAAGCGGCCUGGCUACGCUGCGCUCAGAGCCGUCAUACUACUCAUACAGCGAACUCGGAGCAGUCUGAUGUGGCUGAUUUCACCUGAGUCUGUGGCCCGUGUUUGCACAGUAGGAGUGUUUCUAAUUGUGAUUCUUGUGUUAUUUAUACACAGUUGAGUCAGUGUCUGAACGCUAGAGCCUGCCGUACUGGCGAACUCUGUAUUCACUGUUGACUUUGCCGUUUGAUCGUGUUCAUCCGAUUAUGCAAUGUUUUAGUGUUCGUGAACAUUGUGUGUGUGAUAAUUUUAGCUCAUGGAUAUGCGAUGACUCAUCAUUGGACAUAGAAUCACCCCACCAAUACAUUUAUCGCCUUUGAUAA